AUGGCCCUCUCGACCCCGGAACACAUACUCAAUACCCGUCCAAGCCAACAUAGGGAUAAUACCCCCAAGGCUUUGACAUCAUCACAGAAGGGCGAUAUUGUGACGGAUCGAUCUUCUUACAACAGCCGGCAAUAUGAGCAGCGAGCGAGUGGCACCGGCAUGAUGCCAAAUUCUACACCUUCUACCAACAUGUACCGCCCUACAAGGCCACCAAGUCUGGAUGUACAAUUUUCACGCCAACAAAAGAGAUUAUCACUACUGGGAAGGCCAUCGCCUGCGUAUAGUGAGGCUACCAGUGCCAGAAGUAGUCUGGUGAGCCCAACUCAGCGAAAUCCUCCAGCGCGGAGUUCAUCGUCCAGUCGACUCCUUCCCGGACUCGGUCUUCCCGAUCAUCCACGGCAACGGUAUACUUACCUCUCCUCCGACGGCUUACGGACUUCGACCAUAUCUGAGGAUGCCCCCAGCGAGGGUGAGCUAGCCUCUGAAAUAUCCGCCGCCAUUCUGAAGCAAACUGAGGAAAAUGCCGCGGCGGAACAACCAUCGACGACGCUUAAGAUCUGGGGCGCGGUAGCCAGAUGCCUGGAGGAAAUCACCGUUUCUCUUGGGCCACCAAACCCAAGUGCACCAGUGGUAUCUGCACCACCAAGCAUAGCAGGCGCUCCACAGCUAAGAGCCACACCAUCCAUAAGGAGAAUGUCGAACUCGGUACAAUCGGUGGGAUCGAGAAGGACUUUUUACGAUGUUGGAGCGCGGAAUGAUCUUGCAUCUCGGCAUCGGAGAGUGAUGAGCAGUAGUUCCAUCCGAAGCGGCCGACAGGAUCGCGAUUCGGAAACGACAUAUGGGAUGGAUGAACAGGGGGCGGAGGAAUACUCCUGCCCAUUCCGGGUGCGCAAUCCGGUUCGCUUCAACAUCCGCGAUCACGAAGUUUGCGCCAUGACUUCUUUCGAGUCACUGGCCGACUUGCGACACCACGUUAUGUCCUAUCAUCGAAGGCGCGCGAUGCCCCAUCAAUGUCAGCGGUGCAAAGUCGGAUUCCCUACACAAAUUGCUUUGGAUCAUCACUUGAUGCUCCCAAAGGAUGAAAUGUGCGACACAGUUCCGGCGGGAACCCUAAGCAAUCCUGAGGAUGGGAUAUCGGAGGAUGUGGACAGGACGAUGGCUUCUGGCAAUGGGAUCCGAACUUGGGAUGAUCUGUGGCGUCUGAUCUUUCCUAUGGAUGAUCAGGUUCCUAGUUCUGACUUUCAUCCCGUAAUCGAACUAGCCGAAGUCGAGCAGCAUUUCGACGAAGGUCAAGAAGCGCUGAAAACGCACUUGCAAGAGACGCUUCGGCUUUUCAUUCCGGAGGCCAUCGACGAUGCGUACCGUAACUUCUUGACUGGCCAACUUGAACUGGUCUUCGAAGCACAUAAGGCGAACACCAUUAGAAAAUGCCUUCACCGCAUUCACGGCAGCACCAACGACGCCACCAGCGGAGAAGGUACCUCAUCUGAGGACAAGAGGCGACGGUCCUCAAGCGGUGCUGGCAACGUAAACCUAGCGCGCCGCUCAACGCGCAGAAACCGUCAAAGCGCCAUCUUCCAGACUUCCCGCGCCCAAGACAGACAGUCAUCAACGUCAGAUGGGCUGUUCUCCCCUUCCUUGAUCCCACCGUGGCAGUCAAGACGAGGAAGCAACACCCCCAGUAACAUCAGCAACAACAAUACUAACAAACUAACAUCACGACGAAUGUCAGAUACCACCCGCAGCCGACCAAGCCUCACGGGAGGCAAUCCACCAACCAGCCCCAGACGUCUCUCCCCACACCCAACACCUACCCUUUCCGUCUCAGCAACCGUAGCAACCAACGAGUCCGACGACGGAACUCUCAAAUCACCCACCACGCCCGCUUCUGCGUCCGGUUCAGCGCCUUUUAUUGGCAUCGUAUCCUCAGAAAUCGGUACCGAACCGUCACGCGGCUGCACCUGCGCCUCCCCCUCCACAUGCCGCUGCAACGAGCUCCUAGCUUUCGGCAUCCACCACCAAGCCCAGCACUUCCACGGGCAUCCUCCCGCCCGCCCUAAGACGGCACCAAUCCCCAGCCGCAAACAGAUGGAAGAACUCUCUGUUCCUAAGCAUCGGUUGCGCCACCAGCCUGCUCUGCAAGUCAGGACCACAGGGAUCGAUCUAAACGGAGGGUUGGAGGCACGUAAGGCUUGGACGGGUGUUGAUAUGCCGGUGCGGAUGUACGAUGAAGAUGGCAGUGACGAUGACGAGGAUCUGAACAAUGUGUUCUUGAGACCGAAGACGGGUGGGAGUCUUGAUUCGGCUUUUCGAGGAAGGGGGGCGAUGUCAGCUUCUGCACGGGAUGUGAGGGAGUCAUACUCGCCGCAGAGCUUUAAGGAGAGGUUGUUGAGUAGGGGGAGUACAUCUAGGGGGUUGAAGCAAUUGGAGGUGGAGGGUGGUGUUGGUGCUGGCGAAGAGCCUCGGGGACGGAGUUCUGAGGGAACGUCAAGUCAGAGGGGAAGUUGGAUGGGUUGA
Sordaria macrospora k-hell is the source of this 2517-nucleotide messenger RNA. RefSeq lists its product as uncharacterized. The record is from RefSeq and is a predicted model, not a curated record. NCBI's taxonomy places the organism in Eukaryota, Fungi, Ascomycota, Sordariomycetes, Sordariales, Sordariaceae.